AUGGUUGGUGCUGCUACUCUAUUAGCUCUUCUGUCUAUGGUGAUUUAUUACCGUGCCCACCGGCUGACACAUGGUACCAGAAGUUUGAAAGGAGAUGAGAGAAACGAAGGUGUUUCGCUGGAGGGUUCUUCCAUUUCUUCAUCAGGAACCAACAAGAAUCCAAGCCAAUCAUCUGCUUCAAUUAGCUUCCACCAAAGUCACUCCCUAGCCCAGAUGGGGUCUGCAUAUGAUCAAGGGGACACAUCAUCAGUUCCACAGAAGUCUAAAAAUCAUCUCGAAUCAAUAAGAAAAGAUGAAGGGUUAACUUCUCCUAUGUCCCUUUUGUCAUCUUCAAAUCCAUCACCUUCUAAAAGCCCAAUUUCAUCUGAGAAUCCUGGUGCGAUGAGAGUAAAAUCUCCAGACAAACUGGCUGGGGAUUUACAUCUUUUUGAUGGCUCUCUAACGUUCACUGCAGAAGAACUUUCAUGUGCUCCAGCAGAAGUUGUUGGGAGGAGUUGCCAUGGUGCACUAUAUAAAGCUACACUUGACUCCGGUAAUGUACUGGCAAUAAAGUGGUUAAAAGAGGGAAUAGCAAAAGGGAAGAAGGAUUUUGCAAGGGAAGUAAAGAAACUUGGGAGCAUCAGACAUCCAAAUUUAGUUUCUCUUCAGGGUUACUACUGGGGUCCAAAGGACCACGAGAAGAUGCUAAUAUCGAAAUAUAUCAACGGCCAAUGUUUAGCCUUCUAUCUUCAAGAAUCAGAGCCAAGGAAACUUCAGUCUUUAUCUCUUGAUGAUCGGCUAAGGAUUGCUGUUAAUUCUGCCCGGUGUCUAAACUACCUACACAAUGAAAGAGCAAUUCCCCAUGGCAAUCUCAAAUCAACAAACAUUUUAUUAGAACCUCCAAACAUGAAUCCAUUGCUCACUGAUUACAGUCUCCAUCGAAUACUGACAUCGGCUGGCACAGCAGAACAAGUUCUGAAUGCAGGUGCUCUUGGCUAUCGGCCACCUGAAUUUGCUAGUUCAAGUAAACCCUGUCCGUCAUUGAAGAGUGAUGUUUAUGCAUUCGGGGUUAUCUUGUUAGAGCUCCUAACUGGAAAAAGUUCACUGGAUAUAGUUUCUGCAGAUCAAGGAGUGGUUGAUCUGACUGACUGGGUGAAGCUAUUGUCUGAAGGGAACCGUUCUAGUGAGUGCUUCGAUAAACUGCUUGUGGAUACCCCUAAUGUAGAGGCACCCAGAGUUCUUGAUGAAAUACUCCAGGUAGCUCUUAAAUGUAUCCUACCAGCAUCCGAAAGGCCUGACAUGAAAACUGUGUUUGAAGAUCUUUCAACAGUAGCAUUAUGA
Molecule: messenger RNA, 1320 nt
Organism: Dovyalis caffra
Lineage: Eukaryota; Viridiplantae; Streptophyta; Magnoliopsida; Malpighiales; Salicaceae
Source: the annotation of a GenBank genome assembly